UACUUUCACACCCGGUUUCUCCAAAACUCCUUUACGCACCUCUUACCAGAUUCCCACCCGUUUCCAUAUCUUUUUAUCUCGAUGGCUCUGUAACCAAACCCUAAUCCAAGUACCCGCGGUCUCCACUUGGGUGCAACUUCAGCUCCCUCCCUCACUAUAUUUGGUGAUACUAUAAAACUCUUGCAAUGGAUUUCUCCGAUGCAGUCAUAGUCAAAUCUAGCAGAUUGAAAUCUGUUGUCUGGAAUGAUUUUGAUAGGGUGAAAAAAGGCGACACUUGUGUGGCUAUUUGUAGGCACUGUAAAAAGAAACUUAGUGGAUCGAGUACUAGUGGAACAUCACAUUUGAGGAACCAUUUAAUCAGGUGUCAGAAAAGAUCUAAUCAUGGCAUUGCUCAAUUUUUUUCAGCAAGGGAUAAGAAAAAGGAAAACAGCCUAGCUCUUGCAAAUAUAAAUCCUGAUCAAGAUCAGAGAAAAGAUGAAGUGGUUAGCAUAGCUAAUUAUAAAUUUGAUCAUGAACAGAUGAAAGAUGACAUCUUCAGCAUUGCAAAUAACAACUUGGAUCAAAGGCGAAGCCGAUAUGAUCUUGCAAGAAUGAUUAUUUUACAUGGCUACCCACUGGCUAUGGUUGAAGAUGUUGGAUUCAGAGUAUUUGUGAAAAAUCUGCAGCCAUCAUUUGAACUCGUAUCACUAAACAGAGUCGAGGCUGAUUGUAUGGAAAUCUUUGCCAAGGAGAAACAGAAAGUUUAUGAAGUGCUGGAUAAACUACCUGGUAAAAUCAGCAUUGCUGCUGAUGUGUGGGCUGCUUUAGAUAAUGCCGAGUACUUGUGUUUGACAGCGUACUACACCGAUGACACGUGGCAUCUGAGAAAAAAGAUUUUGAGUUUCAUAAUGAUUGAUCCUUCUCAAACGGAAGACUCGCAUGCAGAAGUUGUCAUGACAUGUUUAAUGGAUUGGGAUAUAGACCGCAAACUGUUCUCUAUGACAUUUGAUAAUGGUUUGACAAACGACGGUAUUGUCAACAGAAUCAGAGAUCGGCUGUCCCUGAAUAGGUUCCUUUAUUGCAAUGGCCAAUUGUUUGAUGUACGAUGUGUUUCAAAUGUUCUUAAUCUUAUGGUUCAUGAUGCUUUGGAAGCAUUGUUUGAAGUAACGCAAAAAAUUCGCGAAAGCAUACGAUGUGUUCAAAGUUCGCAAGCAACACUGGCGAAGUUCAAUGAGAUUGCCAAACAUGCUGGUGUCUCAAGUGAAAAAUGCUUAUGUCUUGAUAAUUCGUUGCAAUGGAACUCAACAUACAUGAUGCUUGAAACUGCUUUAGAGUACAGGGGAGCAUUCUCUCUUCUAAGAGAACAGGAUCCUGGCUUCAUGAUGUUUCCAUCUGAUCUAGAAUGGGAGAGAACACGCUCUGUUACUAGCUACUUAAAGCAAUUUGUUGAAGUUACUAAUGUUUUCACAAGGAGCAAGUAUCCGACUGCAAAUAUAUAUUUUUCUGAGGUCUGUGAAUUUCACUUGCAACUUAUUGAAUGGUGCAAGAAUGCUGAUGAUUUUUUGAGUUCUUUGGCUACAAAGAUGAGAAUCAAGUUUGAUGAAUAUUGGGGGAAAUGCAGCACGGGUUUGGCAGUCGCAGCCAUGUUGGACCCUCGAUUUAAAAUGAAGCUUUUGGAGUAUUACUACACACAAUUGCAUGGUAAUAGCGCUGCUGAGCUCAUUGAUGAUGUUGCUGAGUGCAUCAAGGCACUAUACAAUGAACACUCCAUUGGAUCCCCGUUAGCUUCUCUUGACCAGGGGUUAGCUUGGGAAAUGAAUGGUAGUGCUGGCGGCUUACCUUCCUCUGUAAAGGACUCGAGGGAUAGGUUGAUGGGAUUUGAUAAGUACCUCCAUGAAACUUCCAAGGGUCAAGGCACAAAGUCUGAUUUGGACAAGUACUUGGAAGAACCGCUCUUUCCUCGCGUUGUUGAUUUUAACAUAUUAAAUUGGUGGAAAGUUCAUACUCCAAGAUAUCCUAUUCUAUCCAUGAUGGCACGCAAUAUUUUAGGGGUUCCAAUGUCAAAAGCUCCAUUCGAAUGUGCUUUUAGCACUAGAGGAAGAGUGCUUGAUCGUGAGUGGAGUUCGCUGUCUUCAACUACAGUGCAAGCUUUGAUGUGUUCACAAGAUUGGAUAAGGAGCGAACUGGAAGGUUGAACAAUUUUUUUGCUUGCUUGUCCAUUUGGGUAGUAUUGUUGAGAUCCGUACUUGACUGAAGUCGGAAGUUGAUUUAUCUGCUCAAACCAGCCAGCGUUACCCUAUUCACAGCGUAGUGAGUCAGUUGCAUUGCAGGGCCCCCUGUUGUUUCUAUUUUUAACCAUCCUCUAAUUGUUUUUAUUCAUGUAAGUAGUUUUGAUUUUUCCCAGUUGAUGUGUAUACAUUUAGACAAUUCAGAUUUUUUUUUUUU
Molecule: messenger RNA, 2424 nt
Organism: Tripterygium wilfordii
Lineage: Eukaryota; Viridiplantae; Streptophyta; Magnoliopsida; Celastrales; Celastraceae
Product: zinc finger BED domain-containing protein RICESLEEPER 1-like
Exons: 2
Coding region: 186-2174 (662 amino acids)
Molecular function (GO): protein dimerization activity; DNA binding
Source: RefSeq, a predicted model, not a curated record